GUAACAAGUUCCCAUAUCUAAUCUUGAUCAUUCAGUACUUCUUGACUUUAGACGACGUAAUUCACGACUUCAAACACUUCUUAACAUCCUUUCAUGGAGAAUCUACAGGGCCUGUCACCACAAAAUCAAAAUGCAUCAGCAGAAGAGGAGUCAAAGCGGAAGGUAGCUGAAGAUGAAAUGCGCAGGGAUAUGAUGGCGACCAUCCUCGACAGUGCUGCCCGAGAGCGAUUGUCCCGCAUCGCUCUCGUGAGCCCCGAGAGAUCACGGCAAAUUGAGACCAUCAUCAUGCGAAUGGCUCAGUCAGGACAGCUGCGGGAACGGGUGAGCGAGAAGCAGUUGAUCGACCUCCUUGAUCAGAUGGAGGAUGCACGGUCCAAGUCAACUACGAAGACCACGAUAGUGUACCAGCGCAGGCGAGACUUUGACGAUGAUGAUGAUUUUUAGAUGCUUCAUCGAUGUACUUGAGCUCGUUGCUUUGAUAUCGCGAUAUCAUAUCAUUCAUUAUCAUUCCUCAUACUCCUCAAUUGAAUGGCAACAUGUAUCACUUUAUUCCUGUCAGUGGUGCCCUGCCCCCGUCACCUCAAAUUCAGGAAUACUCAUCGUUAGUCUGCCUCGGCUGUUAUGACUUCGUCUCGGACAGGAGCACAAACUGGACCUUUCUGUUGCGCCAGCAAUAUGUAUGCU
Suillus clintonianus is the source of this 684-nucleotide messenger RNA. RefSeq names its product PDCD5-related protein. The transcript has 4 exons. Bases 94 to 444 code for a protein of 116 amino acids. Gene Ontology annotation, cellular component: cytosol; nucleus. Gene Ontology annotation, molecular function: DNA binding. Lineage: Eukaryota; Fungi; Basidiomycota; Agaricomycetes; Boletales; Suillaceae. The record is from RefSeq and is a predicted model, not a curated record.